GAACUGGGUCUUGAUGAGGAGGUAUCAGCGGCCAAGAAGCCCAAAGCACCCAGAGUCAAGUUGGAUGCAGAAAAGCUACUCUCAGACAAGGGCCUAGCAGAACUACGCAGAAUGGCCAGAGAUCUGGAACUGAAGGGCAAGGGCCACGAGUGGGGUGACGCAGCGCGUCUCCUGUCCUUGUACCAGGGUUGGCUGGAUGGCCUCUUUCCCCGUGGCAAGUUCCUUGAUGCACUUGCUAUGGUGGAGAAGACAGGACACAAUCAAGUCGUCAAAAAAGUACGCGAGGCAAUGAUCAACGAG
Molecule: messenger RNA, 300 nt
Organism: Cryphonectria parasitica EP155
Lineage: Eukaryota; Fungi; Ascomycota; Sordariomycetes; Diaporthales; Cryphonectriaceae
Exons: 3
Biological process (GO): replication fork processing; DNA damage response; replication fork arrest
Cellular component (GO): replication fork protection complex; nucleus
Molecular function (GO): DNA binding
Source: RefSeq, a predicted model, not a curated record